AUGACAAUUGAUCCAAGUAAAAUUUCAGCUUCAACUACUCCAUUUGCCCUCAUCGACGAACACAGUGCUGUAAAAAGUGAAAAAGAAAUUUUAUUUUCAAUGCACACUGUUUUUCGUGUCGAUGAUAUCAAACAGGCGAUCAGCAGCAAUCGUCUAUGGGAAGUUCAAUUAAGUCUCACAGGCGACAAUGAUCCACAAUUGGCUGCUCUGACUCAACGCAUGAAAGGGGAACUCCGUGGAUCCACAGGAUGGCAUCGAUUGGGCCAUCUAAUGCUCCAAGUGGGUCACUAUAAUCAAGCUGAAGACCUUUACAACGAGUUACUGAAGAACUCGUCCAGUGACAGUGACAGAGCACAUAUAUAUCAUCCGCUUGGAGUGAUGAAAGACAGUCAAGGACAAUACAAGGAAGCAGUUUCAUUUUAUGAAAAAUCACUUGAAAUCUAUCGAAAAACUCUUCCGGAAGACCACUCUUCAUUCGCUCCUACCUACACUGGUAUCGGUGUUGCGUAUAACAACAUGGGUAACUACUCGAAAGCACUUGAAUUUUACGACAAAUCACUUAAAAUAAGAGAAAAAUCUCUGCCUCCGAAUCAUCCCGAUUUGGCUACUUCCUACAACAACAUCGGUUCGGUGUAUAACAACAUGGGUAACUACUCGAAAGCACUUGAAUUUUACGAAAAAGAUUUAGAAAUAACGAAAAAAUCUCUGCCUCCGAAUCAUCCCGAUUUGGCUACUUCCUACAAUAACAUCGGUGAAGUGUAUAGACAGAUGGGUAACUACUCGAAAGCACUUGAAUUUUACGACAAAUCACUUAAAAUAAAAGAAAAAUCUCUGCCUCCGAAUCAUCCCUUAUUGGCUACUUCCUACAAUAACAUCGGUGAAGUGUAUAGAAACAUGGGUAACUACUCGAAAGCACUUGAAUUUUACGACAAAUCACUUAAAAUAAGAGAAAAAUCUCAGCCUCCGAAUCAUCCCGAUUUGGCUCAAUCCUACAACAACAUCGGUCUGGCGUAUGACAACAUGGGUAACUACUCGAAAGCACUUGAAUUUUACGACAAAGCACAUAAAAUCUACGAAAAAUCUCUGCCUCCGAAUCAUCCCGAUUUGGCUACUUCCUACAACAACAUCGGUCUUGCGUAUAAAAAAAUGGGUGACUACUCGAAAGCACUUGAAUUUUACGAAAAGGACUUAGAAAUAACGAAAAAAUCUCUGCCUCCGAAUCAUCCCGAUUUGGCUACUUCCUACAACAACAUCGGUGGAGUGUAUAAAAACAUGGGUAACUACUCGAAAGCACUUGAAUUUUACGACAAAUCACUUAAAAUAAGAGAAAAAUCUCUGCCUCCGAAUCAUCCCGAUUUGGCUACUUCCUACAACAACAUCGGUACGGCGUAUUACGGCAAAGGUGACUACCCAAAAGCACUUUCAUAUCUAGAAAAGGCACUUGCCAUCUGGCAAAAAUCACUUCCACCAACACAUCCUAAUAUUAAAACGGCGAUGAAUAGUAUUGACUCUGUGAAAAAGAAAAUGUAA
Molecule: messenger RNA, 1530 nt
Organism: Rotaria sp. Silwood1
Lineage: Eukaryota; Metazoa; Rotifera; Eurotatoria; Philodinida; Philodinidae
Source: the annotation of a GenBank genome assembly